Messenger RNA from Suncus etruscus (white-toothed pygmy shrew), 1125 nucleotides. RefSeq names its product ERCC excision repair 1, endonuclease non-catalytic subunit (gene ERCC1). Gene Ontology annotation, biological process: nucleotide-excision repair; meiotic mismatch repair; UV-damage excision repair. The record is from RefSeq and is a predicted model, not a curated record. Bases 195 to 1103 code for a protein of 302 amino acids. Gene Ontology annotation, cellular component: ERCC4-ERCC1 complex; nucleus; nucleotide-excision repair factor 1 complex. Gene Ontology annotation, molecular function: damaged DNA binding; single-stranded DNA binding. Lineage: Eukaryota; Metazoa; Chordata; Mammalia; Eulipotyphla; Soricidae. The transcript has 10 exons.
CGUCCCCUCUCCCGGUCGCUCCGCCUUCCGGGGAACGGUGAGAGGCACUCUCGGGAGCUAGAGAGGCCGGAAGUGCGGCGGGCUAGGAGCCGCGCUGGCCGCGCCGGCGGUAGGGACAUCUCUACUCCUCGGGUGAUAUAUACAUUUUUUUCCGGGUGGCGCGGAGCACUGACAGGCCCCUGAAAGAUCUUGGGAUGGAUGAAGAGGGCACGUCCCAAACCCCCGGGCCACCCCCUAAGAAGUUCUUCAUACCCCUGGAUGAGGACGAGAUUCCUCUGGCCCGGGCCAAGCCCUUGUUCAAGUCCACACGGAACUUCCCCAGCUCGGCCCCUCCAGCCCAGCCAGCACCCCCAGCCCAGCCGGCCCCCCAGAGCUAUGCUGAAUAUGCCCUCUCAGGACCUCAGGGGGGCUCUGCGCCCACACUCUCCACCGGGGACCCCCCCAAUCAGGCACCCAAACCUGCCACCAAAUCCAAUAGCAUCAUUGUGAGCCCCCGGCAGAGAGGCAACCCCGUCCUGCAGUUUGUGCGCAACGUGCCCUGGGAGUUCGGGGAGGUGCAGCCCGACUAUGUGCUUGGCCAGAGCACCUGUGCCCUGUUCCUCAGCCUCCGCUACCACAAUCUCCACCCCGACUACAUCCACGAGCGGCUGCAGGGCCUGGGCAAGAGUUUUGCGCUUCGUGUCCUGCUGGUGCAGGUGGACGUGAAAGACCCGCAGCAGGCCCUCAAAGAGCUGGCUAAGAUGUGUAUCCUGGCCGACUGCACCCUGAUCCUUGCCUGGAGCCCCGAGGAGGCGGGCCGCUACCUGGAGACCUACAAGGCCUACGAGCAGAAGCCAGCUGACCUCCUGAUGGAGAAACUGGAGCAGGACUUCGUCUCCCGGGUGACUGACUGUCUGACCACCGUGAAGUCAGUCAACAAGACAGACAGUCAGACCCUCCUGGCCGCUUUUGGGUCUCUUGAACAGCUCAUUGCUGCUUCCAGAGAAGACCUAGCAUUGUGUCCAGGCCUGGGACCCCAAAAGGCCCGGAGACUCUACGAUGUGCUGCAUGAGCCCUUCUUGAAAGUACCCCAGGACUCUGCUGCCAGGGGGCACACCCCAUAGCAAUAAAGCAUUUGUUUGCCUA